AGUUCGAUGAAAGUUUUGACGUUUAUCGGUCGCCAUAUCUAAAAAUUUUCAUCAUCGCCGCAGCUAAAUGGAUUGUUCCACAUUCACUUUUUCUCAUUUUUGUGCGCAAAAACAACACUAAAUUCGCAUCGAAAGCAGCCAAAAUAAGGAACAAUGAAGAAAAUCGCCGAGCAGAAGCUGCAGGCUUUCACCGUCGGAACGAUGGGGAAGCGCCAGCUGAGUCGAAAGGAGCUAGAAGAGCAGAAAAAGCGUGAGGAUGAAGCUGCAGCCGCACACGCGUUCAAAGAGUUUGUUGAAACCUUCCAAGAAGCUCCCUCCAAGAUUGGAAAGGUUUGGGUGAAGGCCGGAACGUACGAUGCUGGCUCGAGAAAGGAAGAUAACCGCGACAAGGGUAAGCUGUAUAAGCCCUUGUCGAAGCUGGACGUCGAACAGGAAAAGGCUAACGACUACAUCAAGAUGAUGACCGCCGAGGGCAAGAAGGAUCUGGCAUUGAACAAGAAGAAAGCUCAGGAGAAGAAAAAGAGCAAUCUGGAACUGUUCAAGGAGGAGCUGAGGCAGAUCCAGGAGGAGCGCGAGGAAAGACACAAGUACAAGCACGUUGCCAAAUCGAUGCUGCCGAUGACGGUCGAGCCGGAUCCGAUCUACAAGGAGGAAUCGGGUUCGUUCGACAAUGGUGACCCGAACACGACCAAUAUCUACUUGGGCAACUUGAAUCCAAAGAUAUCUGAGCAAGAGUUGAUGGAACUGUUCGGUAAGUAUGGUCCUCUGGCCAGUAUCAAGAUUAUGUGGCCGCGCUCGGAGGAAGAACGUGCUCGGGGCAGGAAUUGCGGUUUUGUUGCAUACAUGAGUCGUCGCGACGCAGAAAGAGCCUUGAGGGCGUUGAAUGGCAAGGAAGUGAUGAAUUACCUGAUGAAGCUGGGCUGGGGUAAAUCGGUUCCCAUAAUGACUCACCCGCUUUAUAUACCGCCGGCGCUGGUGGCUUACACUCUUCCUCCGCCACCAUCGGGACUUCCGUUCAAUGCACAACCAAACCCGGCCGAUUUGGACAACAUUCCGAAGAUGACCUCCAAGAUGUAUAUGGAAGAACCGGAGAUGAAGGAAAAGAUGGAUGAGGUGCUUUACAAGGCGGUGGUCAAAGUUGUACUCCCGACGGAACGUCAUCUUCUGAUGUUGAUCCAUCGGAUGGUGGAGUUCGUGAUCCGCGAGGGUCCCAUGUUCGAGGCCCUGAUUAUGACCCGGGAAAUCGAUAACCCCAUGUACAAGUUCCUGUUCGAAAACGAAAGCCCGGCUCACAUCUACUAUCGGUGGAAGUUGUUCUCCAUGCUCCAGGGGGACUCGGCUUCCGAUUGGCGUACCAAAGAGUUCCGGAUGUUCAAGGGUGGCUCGAUUUGGAAACCACCGCCGAUCAACUUCUACACUCAGGGUAUGCCCGAUGAACUACUGGCGGACGAUGAGGACUUGGAGGCUAACAAAGGGAAUCUAUCGGUGGCCCAACGGGAUCGUCUGGAGGAUCUCAUUCGCCAUUUAAGCCCCGAGCGCCAACGGAUCGCCGACGCAAUGAUCUUCUGCAUCGAGCACGCGGAUGCGGCCGAGGAAAUCUGCGAGUGCAUCACCGAAUCGCUGGCCAACAACGAGACGGUCGUCAAGAAGAAGAUUGCCCGCAUCUAUCUGAUAUCGGACAUUCUGCACAACUGCAGCGUCAAGGUGCAGAAUGCAAGCUUCUUCCGGAAGGCAUUGGAGAAAAAUCUGAUGGACAUUUUCAAGAAUUUGAACGGCUACCACAUGCAGCUCGACAGUCGUCUUAAGGCGGAAGGGUUCAAAACCCGAGUGAUGAAUGUUUUCAAGGCCUGGGAGGAGUGGGCCGUUUACCCAAAGGAGUUCCUCACAAAACUUCAGCAUACGUUUCUGGGAAUUACGAUUGUCGAAAAACAAGAGGAAGAACCGGAGGAGGAAAUCGAAGAUGAAGACUUGGAUGGCGUUCCGCUGGACGGUGCCGCUUUGUUGAAAUCGGCUAUGUUGAAGGGAAUGGCCGAACCUGACACGCGAACUCCCAUUCUCAAGCAGGGUAUUUACAGCGACGAGGAAGAUAUCGACGGUAUGCCCAUGGACGAGGACAUUGACGGUAUUCCUUUGGAUGGUAAUCAGGUGGGAUCUGCUGCGGAGGUUGAUUCCGAUGGAGGAGUUGGCAAGGGGAAGGGAGGAUUUAUACCUUCCAAGUGGGAAACGGUUGAUGCAUCACAGGUAGAAGCCCAAGCCAUCACGACCAGUAAGUGGGACACUCUGGAUCCGGUGGCUCCAGAACCUCCGCAAAUUUCGGCGGGAGAUAACUCAGACGACGAGCAGGGAAAUAUGAAAGGAGACGACGAAGCCCGCCGUUUGCGCCUUCGCGAAAUUGAGGUCAAGAUUGUACAGUACCAGGAUGAGUUUGAGUCCGGUGCCCGUCAGGUUCGUGUUGGAUGGACAGUUGCCGAGGAAAUUUCGCACUACCGGCGAAAAUUAAUCAAAAAGGCCGAGAAAGAACUUCGUCAAUUGCAGCAGCUACAACAACAGCAAUCACAGCAGCAGAGCAUGGACGAUACGGACGAGGACACGGAUGAGUACGACCGAAGCGCCAACUCGAAAAAGCUGUCCAAACGAAGUGCCAGUCCUGAGGUUUCCCGAAAGCACAAAAAGACCCGCCGGUCAUCAUCCACGGAAUACGUCCGCGAAGCUCCAUCCAAAUCCUCAAGGCGAUCCCGAUCGCCUAUCUAUACAACUAGCAGUCGUAGCAAACGGGAGGCUUCGCCGGUGGAAGUGCGUAGUAGUAAGACAACGUCCAGUAGACAUCGUCUGUCCAGAAGCAGCUCGCGUUCUCCCUCCCGAAGACAUCAUUCGGAGCGUUCUCUGUCACCGGCCACCCGCAGCAAGUACGACCUUCUGGAAUCGCCUGCCCGAGUGUCCAGCUCGGCCAAGUACGACAAAUACGAGAGCGCUAGCAGUUCCAAAUACGACAAGUACGAAACCGUCUCAUCCUCCUCGUCCAAGUACGAUGCCCGGUUGUACGAUGAGCGAUCGAGCAGCAAAUACGACAAGUAUGAGAAAUACGAGAGCUCAUCAUCAAGUAAACAUGAGAGGGAACGGGAGCGUGAACGGGAACGAGAACGAGAAAGAGAGCGCGAGCGUGAGCGGGAACGAGAACGUGAACGCGAAAGGGAAAAGGAACGGGAGCGAGAACGUGAUAGAGAACGAGAGCUGCGAGAGCGAGAACGGGAACGGGACCGGGAAUUGCGGGAACGAGAACGAGAGCGUGAACUUCGCGAUCGAGAUCGUGAACGGGACCAUCUGCGGGAACGGGAUCGUGAUCGUGAACGGAUGUACGCCGGCAGUAGCAGUAGCGCCAGUAGCAAGUACGAUAUUGUCAGUUCAAAGUACGAGGACGAUGCCCGAAGGUAUCGAUCGCCUUCGCCAAGUCGGACUGCCUCUCGAGAUAGCUAUUCCCGUUAUGCUAGCGCUGGCAGUAGCAGUGCGAGAUCGGAAAAGCACAAGAAACACAAGUACUAACUCACCCCUGACCUACAAGUGCAGUAAGUAUGUAUGUUGUUAUAAUAUACUUUAGUUUGUGAAGCUAAGUUAGCAGCAUAUAAAAGUAAUUCUAAAUUCAUUUGACCCGAUAUCGUGCAAAACUCAACGAUAAACAUUCGGAUUGCAACGAUGAUUGUCUCGGAAGCGACUAGUUGCAAAUUAUAAACUAUAGGUUGAGCAAAUUUGAGCAUUUUAACUGAAAUUGAACCCAUUUUAAAGUAAGAUUCCAUUAGGCUCAACUUUUGCAUGCUUUCUGUGUACGCAGCUCUAAACCAACUCAGUACAUGAUGAAUAGAAAGAAGAGAUAAUAAAGUGAAUUCUAUUGUAUGUUUGCAAACAA
Aedes albopictus (Asian tiger mosquito) is the source of this 3901-nucleotide messenger RNA. RefSeq names its product U2 snRNP-associated SURP motif-containing protein. Gene Ontology annotation, cellular component: nucleus. The transcript is spliced from 11 exons. The record is from RefSeq and is a predicted model, not a curated record. NCBI's taxonomy places the organism in Eukaryota, Metazoa, Arthropoda, Insecta, Diptera, Culicidae. Bases 154 to 3540 code for a protein of 1128 amino acids. Gene Ontology annotation, biological process: RNA processing. Gene Ontology annotation, molecular function: RNA binding.